UGUGUGUGUGUGUGUGUGUGUGAUUAAAUGCUCAAAGGACUGAGAAGGCAGCAGAACAGCAAGCAAGUAUGCCUCCAAAGAAAAAAACUAAAAAGACCACAAAGAAGAAUCCAGAAAAAAGUGAAAAUGAGUUGGAAGCAAAGUAUAGGCACAGUAUUCUGGAUGCUGCCAUUCUGCAGGAUCACAUUGCCUUACAGAGAGAGUCAGUAAUAAAGACCCAGUCUGACAGGAUUGACCUGAGGAGACGCAUGAGAGACGCGGAGCAGAAGCUGCAGCACGAGAGACAAGACCAUAGGGACGUCAACUGUGACCUCAGUCGCCAGUACAAAACCAUGCAGGUGGAGCUAACCAGCAAGGUAGAGAGGCUGGAGAAGGAGGUCAGCAAGCUAAAGGAACAACUUGCCUUGUGUCAGGAGGAACUGAGGAAAGAGAGAAGACAGCAUGAGCAAUUGGAAAAGGACAAGGAUGCCACUGUAGCUGAUCUCCAACAUAAAUUGGACAACAUGGACGCAGACUAUGAGAAGAUCCUGCAUGAUACUCUUGACAGCCUGACCUCGCAGCUGUCUGUAGCCCGACAGGGAUGGGAGGACAAGAGCACAACCCUUCAUCAAAAUUACAAGGAACUGCUCUCUGAAUUUGGCCUGAAUGCGCUGGAUAUCUAAACGACGGGCUCCUUACAAAUGAAGGCCAGUGCUCCUCUCAGUGAGACACAUUUGUUUGAUGUUGCAUCAACACUUCAUUCUAUUUGAACUCAUGUUGCAUCUGUGUUUGGUCCAAUUGAAAGUGACACCAACGACACUAUCAAUUUGCAUCUUACACUUGAGCACACUGAUAGAUGUUGUUAUAAUAUUUUUCCA
This is a messenger RNA of Scomber japonicus (chub mackerel), 857 nucleotides long. It is a transcript of the gene drc12, whose product is annotated as coiled-coil domain containing 153. Bases 69 to 662 code for a protein of 197 amino acids. The record is from RefSeq and is a predicted model, not a curated record. The transcript is spliced from 6 exons. NCBI's taxonomy places the organism in Eukaryota, Metazoa, Chordata, Actinopteri, Scombriformes, Scombridae.